Messenger RNA from Coprinopsis cinerea okayama7#130, 471 nucleotides. RefSeq lists its product as hypothetical. NCBI's taxonomy places the organism in Eukaryota, Fungi, Basidiomycota, Agaricomycetes, Agaricales, Psathyrellaceae. The record is from RefSeq and is a predicted model, not a curated record. Gene Ontology annotation, cellular component: dynactin complex. The coding region runs from base 1 to 471 and encodes 156 amino acids. Gene Ontology annotation, biological process: mitotic spindle organization. Gene Ontology annotation, molecular function: dynein complex binding. The transcript is spliced from 4 exons.
AUGAGAGGCGAUAUCACGAUUGGCGCAGGGACGAUCGUGCAUCCUAAGGUCACUAUAUUCGCGAUUGCUGGACCAAUUGUUAUUGGGUCUGGGUGUAUCAUUGAGGAGGCCACUAUCAUUGUCAACAGGAGAAAAGAAGUCAUGCGAAUAGGGGACGACAACCUCUUCGAAAUCGGGUGUCGCGUCGAAUGCCCCAGCGUAGGCGACUUCAACACCAUCUCAACUCGCUCCCGGGUGCACCACACAGUCCGGAUAUCCUCGUUCUGCGUCAUCGGUGCCGGAUGCCUCGUCGUACCCAUCGAAGAUGAAGUCCUGGAGGAUUACACAGUCGUCUACGGACCCUCUGCUGAAAGACGCAAAUGGAGUGGCAGAGGCAAGAUUCAGGAAGCGGAUUUGAGGCAUAAACACGCCGAGUAUUUGAGGGAGAUGUUGCCCAAAUUCAAUAGGUUACGAAGGGGUGAUGGGGUAUAA